AUGGCGACGGACGUGAAGAGACAUCGUGAGUUUUUCAGAAAUUAUAAUAUUUUUUUAAUAUUAUUAAGGACUUACUUUUUUUAGCUCUUUCUAUGUCUUUUUGAUAUUUUUAUCACGAGAUCCGCCAAUAAUAUUUUUGAGAUUUUUUUUUCAAUUUUUCCCGGUCACUUUUUAUCAAAAGAAGAAGUUCAAAAUGGUACUUUAAACAUAAGUUUUUCAAUUUUGACUAGUUAGAAGGAUUUUUUCUCAAAUGCUUCUUAGCUUUCAUCCAUCCCCGAUCCCGACGUCUUCACCUCGUCAUCAUGUUGAUGGCCGCUUUCUUCUGCCUCGGACAGAUGACGUCACACAUCGGCCUGUCCUUGUCCUGCAUGUGCAAUUCCACCGCCGUCGCGCUUCUUUCCAAUGCUUCGUUAGUCGAUUAUCGAUUGAUAGUCUGUUUUUCGCGGCUUGAAAGGGAGAUCUCUGCGCCCUCCUCGUCUCUCGGCGACGCUCUCAUGUUUACGCGCUAUUUUCAUUUUUCUCUGACUUUGCCGGUGAGGGAACAGAGAGACGCAGACACUCGAGAGCUUUCAAGUCGCGGUGGACGGACUAUAAAUGAUGCAUAUGUCAAAAAACUUGGUGGGCAAGUAAAAAAACUCUACAAGUCGGACUCACAAAUAUUCUGAAAAUUGAGGAAUACGGAUAACUUUCAACCUCAGGAAGGUAGAUAAGACUUUAAACUUGAAAGAUUUGUGGGAAGGUAAUGGCUGCCUUGUGUAUCAUAUGCCUAUGUAUGUUAGAAAAUUCUAGAAUUUUCCAAAAAUUCCUGCCACGUUCUGAGAGCUCUACGGGCGGCUCCGUUUUCAAAUGUCUUUAAUCCGUUUCAUUUCAAUUGUUCUCACUUACUGUCAUUCUUGCCCGAGGAGAGUUUUAGAAUCGACAAGAGCGAAGAUUUGCAAUUGGACUUGAACGCGUCGACGUCAGACGAAAGCUGUACGAGGCUUCAGGGCAGAACUGUCAAGGAUUAUGGGGUGGGUUCAGAAAGAAGAAAAAGACAAAUCCGCUCAAAUUUUGGCUGAAAUUCGGAUGGCAUAUUCAUUACAGAAGAACCUAAAUUUAAAGAAAAGUCAAUACGUUUUUGAGCGAUUUGUUUGAAUCAAAUUGAAGUUUUAAAAAUGACUUUUCCCACACUUGGAAAGUUGAAGUGGGUCCUAAGUGGAUUAGGACCUGAAAAAAACAAAAAUCCUCUUUUCCCGAAUUCCUACCAGCUACUUCCUGAAAAUUCCCUAUAGUGGGUUCUAAACGACCAUUUAGGGGGUCCUAUAGGGGACCCUUCAGUAUACCUCUUUAGGGGGUUUUCCCCCUACAGGACCCACUUCAGCUUUUUAGCAGUAUGCCUUCAACUGUCUUUUUUCCUUGACUAUAAAAUCGAUUUCCAGGGCUCGUUCGUGUGGUCCGUCAAGACGCAGGGCAACAUCGUGACGGCGACGUUUGUUGGUUUUCAGAUGCAGUUGACAUCGAAUAAUAGGAAAUUCCGCCAGGCGGAUUCCUGUUCGCCUAUCCGGCCGGGUUCGCCGUCGACCGCCUCAGCGCCCGUCAUCUCCUCUCCCUGGCCAUCUUCGUCCUGUCGCUGAUGUCCUUGUCGAUGCCGUUGCUCGUCGAGCAGUUUGGAGCGACCUCGGCGAUCGUUGUCCGGUUCAUCAUGGGCAUUUCGGAUGUGGGUGAUUUGGUGUCGCGAAAUGAUAGUUUUUUUGAUCUUUUUUGAGCCGAAAUUUUGGAAGAUCCAAACGUGGGCUCAGAUGGAAAGGGUUGGCAAAGAUAUGAAUAAUUUCACCCUUAAGAGGAAGUAACCAAAAAUAAAAUCAAGUUAUAACUUCAAGAAGGUACUUAGGAAUUCCAGAGUGGUCCCUAUAGGGCUAAAAUUAAAGUGGUCCCUGUAGGGAUUUAGGGUCUGACCCCUUACAUGUUAGCCACUAAUUCUCAAGUGGUCCCUAUAGGAGUCUUCCAAUUUCUUUCAAGGAACAAUUUUUUUUGACUUUUUGCAUGGAAAUCCUUUUUCUCAUAGAGCCCAUAACAAAAGUCGACUAGAAGGUCUCCUAUAAGAACUACUUUUGCAAGUAAGAAGGCCCCUUAAGGGCACCCUUCAAAAACCCCUAUAAGGACCACUCUGGAGUUCCUAAGUAGUGACUUCAAUUUUUAUUGAACCAAAUAGUAGUCAGCUUACAGUUAUGAAACCUUGAAAAAAAGAUUUUUUGGAAAGAUCUAAAAGACACAUUUUGGAUUGAAAUAACUUUUUUCCAAUCACCCCUGGACAAGUCCAGAACUCAAUAAGUUCAAAAGGAGGAGUUUGCUUUGAAAAAUGACGCAAAUUAACCAGUGAAAGUAAUGAUUUUUAGCCUCUGACGUCAUGGAGGUUUUGUCGACUAUAAUUUAGGAAGUUCUAAGGGAAGAAAUUGGCGACCUUUGUCACGUUCAGAAUUGAAGGAUUAUUGACUAUUUUAUUUGAAGGACCUUCUCUCUAGUUUGCUUACUUUCCAGGCCCUGUUGCUUCCUUCUCUGAAUUCGAUGAUCACCAAAUGGAUUCCGCUACACGAGAAGAGCACAGCCGCCGCUUUGUUCACUUCUGGAAACCAAUUUGCCGGUUAAACUAGGUGAAAUAGAUCUUAGAAAAACUCUCGAUUCGUAGGAAUAAUCGGUACCCCGAUCGUGGCCGAACUCUGCGCGAGUCCGUUGGGAUGGCCGGCGAUCUUCUACUCGGGUGCCGUUUUUGGAUUCGUUUGGCUCGCUGUCUGGCAUUUUGCCAUCAGGAACUCGCCGCACAAGAGCAGAUGGAUCCAUGAAAGGGAACUCGAUUAUUUGGAGAAUCAUCUGCCCAAAAGAGCCCUCGGGUUGCCCAAAAAGGUGAACAUUUGUGCCAAAAUGAGCCAACGAAACAAAAAACUCCAAUCUCAAGUCGAUUCUCAGAGGACUCCUUGGAAAUCGAUGUUGACCUCCAGCGCUUUCUGGGCUCUGAUGUACAGCUCGAUCCUCGGAAACAUGAUGAUCGCCUUGGUUUUCGUCUACAUCCCGGUGUACUUCAAAGAUGUCCUCAUGCUCGAUGUUCAGGCUGUUCGUUCCUCUAAGAAAAAUGGAUGAAAACGGGUUUCUAGAACGGCUUCUACAGCUCCAUUCCGAACGCUUCGAACUUGUUCGCGAAAAUCGCCUGGGGCAUGUGGAUGGAUCGGAUGAAGCGCAACGGGACCAUCCAUCCGACAACCGCCUGCAAAUUGUCCCAGUUUAUAGGUAUAGUAGGCAACAAAUAUUGUGAAAAAUCGGUGGAUCUCAUCAUAAUACUUCUCAUACCUUCUGAAGGUCCAGGAGUUUUUCUUUAACCAGGAAAGGUGCAGAUAUUUAGAAAAAGAAGUUGGUUAUAACCGAUUCCCGGUUGGCUUGAGCCAUCGAAAAAUGGGUCCUGACACGGUCGAAAAUGAGAGACUGUUUGGUUGAUGGAGAGUGCAGACAGUGCCCCACCGUAGCUAGCCGUGAAUCGGCCAUAUGCUAUUUGAGAUCUGUCUGGGAAGAUUUUUAGUGGCCACUAUAGGGGCUCAGCAAGGACUACUUGGAGAAGACACUAAAGUGGCCACUAUUUUCCGUUUUAGUGACAACUUUAGAGGCUCUCUGUUUAGUGGCCACUUCAGUAGUUUUUCAUCCAGUAUUCCUUCUAGUAACUAUGAUAAUUAAAAAAAAAAAACAGAUUUGACCAGUUAUGUUGAUCCAUAGACCUCUAUAGUGGCCACUAAAACGUCAAAACCCUAUAGUGGCCACUAAAAAUUUUCCCAGUAUUGUUAAUUUUUGAGAACUCGGUUUUGAGACAUUUUUUCCUUUAAAUUGGGACAUUUUUUCUAUUAAAUUUUGAAAAAAAUGGAUUAAUACACAAAUUGAAAAGAAAAUUCUCUCACUAAUGAGUUCAUUUUUGUGUCUCUGCAGCCAUGAUGGGAAUCGCGAUUUCCUGCUUCGUCUUGCGGUAUUUGGACUGUUCAACACCAAUCGCCGCCCUCAUUCUACUCAGUGGUGACUUUGUAGUAUACUCUGUUUUUCGCGUCGCGAAACUGCUUUUUCUCUGCGCUCUCUCAUUUUGACGUGCUGUUUUCAUGUUUCUCUGAUCUUGUUGAGGGAACAGAGAGACGCAGACACUCGAGAACUUUCAAGUCGCGGCAAACGGACUAUCUGAGAGAACUUGUGUAUGAAACUGAUCCGACGGAUUCAGGAGUUUCGGCAUCAUUCGGCCUUUCAAUUUCCGGUUUCUACACUUCCUUAUUAUCCAUCGCACCUUCCCAUAUUGGUGCCUUGACUGGAGUUAGCACCGUCAUUGGUCAGAUUCGAAACUUUUCCUUUGACAGUUUAUUUUUCAGGCUUCACUGGCAGGAUUUUCACGCCGCAGUUGAUAUCGUAUUUCAAAACAAUUGUGAGUUUGGGAGAAUAUUCGAAAGUUAAAAAAAAGGGAAAUUCAGAAGAGUAGCAUGCUUUUUAGUACGUUUGAGGAAGAAAAAAAUCUCUGCGAUAUCGAUUUUUAAUAAAGAAAAUUCUAGUUUCAAAUGAGGAUUUCAAAAGUAACUGGAUUUUAAAGGAGUUGAAGAAAAUAUGUCCAAAAUUCUUUCUAUAGUGACCCCUUGAAAGAACUUAAUUUUUUUUUGAUUCACGGGUUUAAAACACUAGAGGGAACACUUCACCUUCACUUUCAUUGAAUAUAAGAUCAUGGGCUUUUUCUAGUCCUUUAUCAGAAAUUUCUCUCGGAAAAGGUAUUUGAAAAACUCCACUGUUGCUAUUUUGAAACGUCUUGAAAAAAUUUCAACUGUCAAAAAAUGGUCAAAAGAUCGAAAAUUUCCCAGGGAACCGCCGAAGAAUGGGGCAAUGUUUUACUCGUUUACGCGGUGAUGAGCUCGAUCUGCGCCGUCGUUUUUGUUCUUUUCGGAUCAGGUAAGGAAUUUAAUCUUGAAUCUCGUUUUUCUUAUAAUAUUUUUUUAUGUGAAAAGUGGAUCAGACAGGAAGGACUCAGUUUAUUAAUUUUUCGAUAUACUCAUUGAAGGAAUUUUGUUCCAUCAAUACCGAGAACCCUUUAAGAUCUGAAGAGCAGGUUCGAAUCUGGAGCAUUUAGUGAAGCUCAUUGGAUAAUAUCUACUUUUGCAGUUUCAUCAGAGUUUGAAAUACUCACCAAAUUGUGGGAUUUUCGAUUAUGAUAUGUGUCACACAAUAUGCGAAAUUUCGUUGGGAUGGAAUAUAUUAAAAUAAAUUUUCUUUGCUCUUUUUACCUUUUUUUCUCUGAAACAGGGAGGAUUUUUCUACUGGAGAAAGAUAAGAACGGCUAUUUUUGGGCUUUCCUGUAAAUUUUGAAAAUCUCCGAGACUGCAAUCCACUUUGAUAUUUCGGAAAAGUUUCCAACUUCUUCAAAAUGUUCAGGCGAAGUUCAACCCUGGGACGAAUCGAAACGUCUCUCAGCCGUUCAACAGACAAAAUUGUCUCUAAUCUCUGAGGAUAAAAAUAAGUUACAAGAAGAAACCGCAGAAACCAACUCCUGA
This is a messenger RNA of Caenorhabditis auriculariae, 5534 nucleotides long. NCBI's taxonomy places the organism in Eukaryota, Metazoa, Nematoda, Chromadorea, Rhabditida, Rhabditidae. The record is from the annotation of a GenBank genome assembly.